This is a messenger RNA of Salmo salar (Atlantic salmon), 3181 nucleotides long. The record is from RefSeq and is a predicted model, not a curated record. NCBI's taxonomy places the organism in Eukaryota, Metazoa, Chordata, Actinopteri, Salmoniformes, Salmonidae.
CAGGCAAUUAACUAUAUUUUCUUUUGCUUCAGGUAAUCCUGUGAUGGAUACCAAGGAUGUUACACAUCUGUACCAGGAGAUACGGGAGGCAAAUUAUGUCAAAGACUGGAUAGUAUGCCCAGUGCCACAAGCUGCCAUAGACUGCUGCCUGGCUGAGGAGACCCUGUCAGUCAGCCAGAGGACCAAUCCAAGGUCGGCCCAGGAGUUCAAUGUCCCCUCCAGCGAGCCCAUGGGUGGGCCAGAUAGGCAGGUUCAGUCUCUGAGCAGUCCCCCUGGAGAAACCCACCAUAGAACCCACCCUGGAGAUGGACCUCAGUCCAGCCCAGCCGACCUUGGAGGUCAACCCAGCCCAGCUGUGGAAGAGGAGGCCCAGGCCCGGCCAGGCUCUGCUGUGCAGUCAGUCGUGUUCCAGAGAGCUCCAUCAUUGGACAGUCUACUGGAGGCCAACCACUCUCAAGUCUUGAUCAGCGCUCCAACCGAUGACGUCAUCAUCGUCCACUCUGCGAACCUUCAGGAGACCAUUGUCUUCCGAAGCGACAGUCGGACAUAUUCAGGUGUAUCUCCCCGAGGUAGUUUGACCAGGAUUCCUUCGGUUGGUGAGGUUGUUAAGAUUGGGGUGAAUGACACAACAGAGGUGAUGUCUGAUGUGGUGGUGUUCCACCAAGUGCCCUCAGUGGAGAACCUGCCUUGCACGCCGUCUGCCUUGAUUAAUACCUCUUUAGCUGCUGAGGAAACAGUGGAUCAGGUGAUGAGAAGCAGAGAAUUCUUACUGGAGAAUGUGGCGUCUGGCUCGCCAUCCAUUAAAAUGGUGGCUUCAGCUGCAGCUUUGCAGCAGGCAGACACAGAGAAAGUAUCCUCCUCAGAGAUAGUGGGAGUCGGCGCAGCACGGAGAGUGUCCUCAGUCAGGAUACCCAGGGGAGAGGAGAGUGUGGGGAGAACAGUUGAGACACUAAAGAGAUACACAUCUCCACAAAUAUCUCUUCUGUCAGCUCAUUCUGCUGAAUAUCUAAAGGCUACAUACAAGCCAUCCACCUCCAGCCUUGCCAGGGUUUCCUCUGCACCUUGUGGUGAGAGAGAGGCAGCAGCAACUAUUUCACCUAAAUCCAGUCUGGCCAGGGUUUCCUCUGUCUCUACUGGUGAGAGAGCAGCAGAACCAGCCUGUAAAGAAGUCUUCUCUAAUGUGGAGGAGACUUACACAUUACCAUCAACAGAGGACCUUCUGGUGUCUUCAACUGCUUCAGUUGGUAGAAUUUCACCAGAGGUGUCUGCAAUAUAUUCCGAAAGUGUUUUAUCAGGAAGCGCUUUCUCUGAACCAGAAAUAGUUGGUGCAGCACACAGAGUGUCCUCAGUCAGGAUACCCAGUAGAGAGGAGAGUGUGGGGAGAACAGCAGAGACAGCAGAGAGAUGCACAUCUCCCAGAGAAUCUACACAGGCAUCUUUUGUGUCAGACUCUCCAGUGAUGUUUGAAGAAGAUGACUGGUGUGUAAUCACCACUCACUCUGCUUCAAUGAAGAAAGCUGUCAAAUUGGGCCACUCAGAAAAUAUCUCUCCUAUUACUUCACCCAGCAUAGACCUGGCCUGGGAGGAGCUUCUGCAGACAUCAGCAUCCGUCGUGGAUAAAGUAGCCCUCAAGGCUUUCGAGAUUGUGAACCAAAAAUUACAAUGCUCAGGGAUGGAGAUAUCUGAAUUGGCCUCAUCCAACCCUGUGGUUGUGUCUCAGUCUCUUAACACUCUCUCUUAUAAGGAUCUCUCUCACUCGCCUUCAGCUGUGGAGGAAUUCUCUACUGCCACAGCAAGACGCUCAGAAGGUGACAUCACUGAAAGAGCUCCCUCUGAAACAGCAGUAGAGGGAGAAGCAAUCUCUGUUCGGGAGAUUACUCCAGCAGUGUCUGCAAGGUGUUCUGCCAGUAAUGUAUCAGAAAUAGUUCCCUUUGAAACAGUAGUUUUGGGAGCAGCAGUACCAUUAAUGGAGGAGCUAUCAGAGUCACGAACUGCAUUUGCCUUUGUGGGUGAGGCUUCACCAGCAGUGUCUGCCAAUGAUGUAUUAGAAAGAGCUCCCUCUGAAACUGCAGUAGUGGGAGCAGAGCUACCAGAGAGACACACAACUCCAAAAGUAUCUCCACAAACAUCAUUUGUGUCAGCUUAUUCUGAUGAAUUGCUGAAUGCUACAAACCUGUCACCUCAAUCCAGCCUGGCUAGGAUUCCCUCUGGAUAUAUCAGUGAAGGUGUGUCACCAGCAGUGUCUGCAGUAUGUCCUGCUAGUGACUUACCAGAACGAGCUUCCUCUGAAACCACAGUAAUGGAGUCAGCGCCCAGAGGGAUCCACUCUGCACCAUCAAUGGAUGAGCUACUGGUUUUACCAACUUCUGUUGAUGGGUUUUCACCAGCAGUGUCUGCAAGAUCUUCAAGAGGUACUUUGUCAAAAAGAGCUCCCUCAGAAACAGCAGUGGAGGGGGUAAGAUAUUCUGAAAGUGGUUUAUCAGGGAGCGCUUUCUCUGAAACAGAACUAGUUGAUGCUGCACAGAGAGUGUCCUCAGUCAGGAUACCCAGUAGAGAGGAGAGUGUGGGGAGAACAGCAGAGACACCAGAGAGACACACAUCUCCCAGAGUAUCUCCACAGACAUUUUCAGAGUCAGGUACAGAAUUCAUCCAACUCUGUGAUAUACUACUAAUAAGGUCCAUGUCACUAAUUCAGGUAAAAUGUUAAAGAAAAUGUCAGGAUAGCAUCACAACAUACAAAAAACCCCCGGUAUUUCCUCAACUCAUGCUGACGUUACUCCAACAGCUACAGGCUUGUCAUCUAAGCCAGGGCCCCCUCUGAGUGAUUGUCCAACAGAGUCAGGCUCUUUGGAAGUCAUCUUUAAUAUGGAGGAGACUUAUACAACACCAUCUAUGGGGGAGAUUGUUCCUCCAACUCCUGCUGGGGAUGGCAUUUCUGCCUCUACUGAUGAAAGAGCAGCAGAAUCAGCUUCUAGAGAACUGUUGUAUAUGGAUGAGACGUAUAAACCACCAUCAAUGGCAGACCUACCAGGAUCCCCAGCUGCUGUUGGAGGCAUUUCACCAGCAGUGUCUGCUGGAUGUUCACAAAGUGACAUGGCAGAAAAAGCUCCCUCAGAAACAGCAGUAGGCAGACACACAUCUUCCAGAGUACCUCCUAAAGUUCCUCCACAAACAUCCUGGA